Terrapene triunguis (Three-toed box turtle) is the source of this 2636-nucleotide messenger RNA. RefSeq names its product transmembrane BAX inhibitor motif containing 1 (gene TMBIM1). Gene Ontology annotation, cellular component: endoplasmic reticulum; membrane; Golgi apparatus. NCBI's taxonomy places the organism in Eukaryota, Metazoa, Chordata, Testudines, Emydidae. Gene Ontology annotation, biological process: negative regulation of apoptotic signaling pathway. The coding region runs from base 281 to 1291 and encodes 336 amino acids. The record is from RefSeq and is a predicted model, not a curated record. The transcript is spliced from 12 exons.
CCUGGAAACGAAAGUGAUUCGGUUUAGGAGUCCGGGGAGCGAGGGAGCGUGCGCAGCGCCCGGGGCUCCCUGCUGCGGGAAGGGAGAUUGCCAAGUGCUGCGCGGGUCAGGCAGCGAGCAGAAUCCGGAGUGAGACCGGACCAGCCUCGACUCCGAGCCCGCUGGGAGCCCCGGCGCGUUCCACACCGGGGAGCCAGCCAGCCCCUUUGGCGUCAGGCCCCUGCCGCGCCCGGGGGAGAACAAGUGCAGAGAAAGACAGCCUGAACCUUACGGCAGCACCAUGUCAUACCCCUGCGAUCCCCCUCCCUACAGUGACAAGAACCACCUCAUCCCGCUGCAGCCUGAGGACUACUCGCAGCUGGGACCCUCCGCUGUGGGGUACCUGCAGCCUCGGGGGUACCCACAGCCGGGGGGUGAUCCUGGGGCCUCUGUGCAGCCUGCAGCCUGCACUGGGGGCUACCUGGUGCCCGGAGGAUAUGCACCCUCAGUGGGCUAUCCCCAGCCAAUGGGCUCAGAGCGCCCCAGGCCAGUGCUUCCCAUGCACUCAGGGAACACUGGGCUCCCCACCGGGAACAGCUACAUCGUCACCAGCUUGGGGGACGACGUCGUCAGGACUAUUGACUGGGACGACAAGCGAGUGCGACACGCCUUCAUCCGCAAGGUCUACACCAUCAUCUCAGUCCAGCUGUUGGUGACCGUGGGCAUCAUCGCCGUGUUCACCUUCGUCUCCCCCGUCCGCGUCUUUGUGCAGGGGAACAUUACUGUGUACUACUCCUCUUAUGCUGUGUUUCUGGUCACCUACUUGGUGCUGGCCUGCUGCCAGGGCCCCAGGAGACUCUUCCCCUGGAACCUCAUCCUGCUGAGCAUCUUUACGCUGGCCAUGGCCUUCAUGGCGGGAACCAUCGCCAGCACGUAUAGCAGCGGGGCUGUCCUGAUCACCAUGGUGAUCACUGCUAUAGUGGCCAUAAUUGUCACCGUCUUCUGCUUCCAGACCAAGGUGGAUUUCACAUCGUGUACCGGGCUGUUCUGUGUGCUGGGGAUCGUUGUCCUUCUGACAUCGAUAGUCACUGCCAUUGUCCUCUACUACAAAUAUAUUCAGUUGGUCCACAUGGUGUUUGCGGCCGUGGUUGCGAUCGCCUUCACCCUGUUCCUAGCCUACGACACCCAGCUGCUGGUAGGGAACAAGCAGUACGCGCUCAGCCCCGAGGAGUACAUCUUCGGCGCCCUGGAGAUCUACGUGGACAUCGUCUACAUCUUCUUGUUCCUGCUGCGGUUCCUGGGCUGGAAAUAGAGCCUCCAGCCAGGCUCCUGGCUGGCAUGGCCCGGGGCCGAGGAGCGCUCUGGGAACACCUUGCUUCCUUCCUGCUUCUGUUCCUUUCUCCCUCCUUGCCCCGGCGUGUGUCUCCCGGCCGAUGCCCUCUGGUUUCCCUCCUUCCCCGGGGAGCCCAGCGUGGGAUUCCCACAGUCUGCACCUAGAGGGGUCGUGGGCGAGACUGUGCCCUGGAGAAGCCCAAUAACGAGGCUUUGCCCAGCGAUGAAGCCAGUGCUGGCAGAUUUCUGCCUGCCCCGUUAAUGGUUCUGCUGCCCUCUGGGCUCGCACGUGGCCUCCGUCUUUCUUCGCUCCCCGCUGGGCUCCCAGGGAUGUGUCAAUGCACCGAGUUCAUCCCCGUAGCAGCCCUCGGUACUCGGUGCCGGGCGAGGCACCUGCCCCCAGACCCACAAACACGGCCCCUCUGCCAGCACUAGCUGCUAAGACAAGGGGGCACCUCAUAUUCCCCAGCAAUAGCUGAGAGCGGGCAUUUCUGGACAUCACGCUCCACAUGUUGAGCGGUGAGACAGAUCUUCCACCCUAAGGAGAAGUGAAUUCACUUCUCUUGUGGUAGAGCGCAGGCAGGUGGAGGCUUCCGUCUCUCACCUUAACGUAAGCCUGACCUGUCCCGCCCCGGGCCUGGCGAGCAGCGUUACUCCGAAAUAACUUGCUGGAUGGUUUGAGUUACCUGGAGCUGCCUGAGGUCAAGCUUGAGACAUGUCAGCCCCAGCUGCUGUUCGGACCCAGGUGAGAUGCCCCAGGGGAGGGGAAAGGUAGGCAGAGGGGCAGCGUCUUCAUCAAAUCCAAACCCACUCAAAGGAGAGUAGAAAGACGGGCUCGGGCCUUGCUCCGAUCCAGACCCCGGUGUGCAAGUUCCUUCUGGGCUGCAGAGCGCCCUCCAGUGGGGAGGAGCAGGGGGGGCUGCGAUUAUUGCAUGGAUCUGAUUUUUAAAGGGCGGGAGGGGAAAUUUUUUAUACGUGUCCUAGACAUCGCUGUUUGCUCAGCACGGUUUUUACCCUGUGUCUGAGAGUGGGUUUUUUACAGUGCAACAAAACUCUUCCGGGUUAACAAUACUGCUUUGGUCUCUCGUUUCUCACGUGCCUUAAACUAGCCUUAUGUUAAAUGGUUUUUUAAUCUCCUUAGCUUCAGCCUGUGGCGUGUACACAGGAGAGACCCAGGCUGGCUCUCGACGGGUUUCUGUUCUUUCUAAUUCAAUGUAUUUUAUCCUUGGUUAAGCAAAGGGCUUUUUACAGCACUGCUUUGUUGUAUAUUUGACCAGUCCGGAAAGCCAAAGGGCCUUGAAAUAACAUUGACGGGGGGGGGCGAA